AUGGGAUCCACCAACGUCGAGUUCAAGAACCCCGCGACCGCCACUCUCCUCGAGGCCGUCAAGGCCCGCCGCACCAUCUACGGCCUCAAGCCCGAGAGCCCCGUCUCCGACGAGGUCAUCGAGUCCAUUGUCCGCGAUGCCGUCCUGCACGUGCCCAGCUCGUUCAACACCCAGACCUCGCGUGUUGUCCUCUUGCUAAAGGACGAGCACAAGAAGGUUUGGGACAUUGCUCUGCAGGCUAUGGAGGGUCUUGUUGCCGCCGGUGCUCUGCCCAAGGAGGCGUACGAGGCUCACACCAAGCCCAAGCUCGAGGGCUUCCGCAACGGAUACGGAACUGUCCUCUUCUUCGUCGACUACGAUUCUCUCAAGGACAUCAAGGAGAAGUUCCCCACCUACGCCGACAAGUUCGACCCCUUUGCCCUCGAGUCCAACGCCAUGUCCCAGUACCUUGUCUGGACCGCCCUUAGCUCUGAAGGCCUUGGCGCCAACCUCCAGCACUACAGCCCUCUGAUUGACGAGCAGAUCCAGAAGACCUGGAACAUCCCCGCCAACUGGAAGCUCGACGCCCAGCUCGUCUUCGGCACCCCCACUGGGGCCCCUCACGAGAAGGCUUUUGCUCCUCUCGAGGACCGCUUCAAGGUCUUUGGCAAGUCCGCUUAG
Molecule: messenger RNA, 660 nt
Organism: Aspergillus calidoustus
Lineage: Eukaryota; Fungi; Ascomycota; Eurotiomycetes; Eurotiales; Aspergillaceae
Source: the annotation of a GenBank genome assembly